Messenger RNA from Orycteropus afer afer, 4460 nucleotides. RefSeq names its product phosphatidylinositol transfer protein membrane associated 2 (gene PITPNM2). NCBI's taxonomy places the organism in Eukaryota, Metazoa, Chordata, Mammalia, Tubulidentata, Orycteropodidae. Gene Ontology annotation, cellular component: cytoplasm. Gene Ontology annotation, molecular function: phosphatidylinositol transfer activity; phosphatidylinositol binding; phosphatidylcholine intramembrane carrier activity. The record is from RefSeq and is a predicted model, not a curated record. Gene Ontology annotation, biological process: phospholipid transport.
UCGGUGAGUUUUGUCAUGGUGAUUUAAGGAACCUUGCCCAGAAGUCCCCAGCUUGCAGUUCCCAUCACCGGGAAGGCACGGACUCCAAAAUGAUCAUAAAGGAAUACCGGAUCCCUCUGCCGAUGACUGUGGAGGAGUACCGCAUCGCCCAGCUGUACAUGAUCCAGAAGAAGAGCCGAAACGAGACGUUUGGCGAAGGUAGUGGCGUGGAGAUCCUGGAGAAUCGGCCGUACUCAGAUGGCCCCGGUGGCUCCGGGCAGUACACACACAAGGUGUACCACGUGGGUAUGCACAUCCCCAGCUGGUUCCGCUCCAUCCUGCCCAAGGCGGCCCUGCGGGUGGUGGAGGAGUCCUGGAACGCCUACCCCUACACCCGGACCAGGUUCACAUGCCCUUUCGUGGAGAAAUUCUCCAUCGACAUCGAAACCUUCUAUAAAACCGAUGCUGGAGAAAACUGCAACGUGUUCAGCCUCUCUCCUGUGGAAAGGAACCAGCUGACAAUUGACUUCAUUGACAUCGUCAAGGACCCCGUCCCCCCCAGUGAGUAUAAGACAGAGGAGGACCCCAAGCUGUUCCAUUCCUCCAAGACCCAGCGGGGGCCACUUUCUGACAACUGGAUCGAGGAGCACAAGCAGUACGCCUUCCCGCUCAUGUGCGCCUACAAGCUCUGCAAGGUGGAGUUCCGCUACUGGGGCAUGCAGUCCAAGAUCGAGAGGUUCAUCCACGACACGGGCCUGCGGAGGGUGAUGGUGCGGGCCCACCGGCAGGCCUGGUGCUGGCAGGAUGAGUGGUUUGGCCUCAGCAUGGAGAACAUCCGGGAGCUGGAGAAGGAGGCACAGCUUGUGCUCUCCCGCAAGAUGGCCCAGUUCAGCGAGGACGAGGAGGCCACUGAGCUCUCUCAGGACCAAGCUGUCCAGGACCAGGCCUCCGGGGAGCCCGCCGAGCCCAGCGGCAGCAAUGGGGAGCCCAUGGCCGGGCGCGGCCUGAAGAAGCAGUGGUCCACAUCCUCCAGGUCAUCGAGGUCAUCCAAGCGGGGAGCGAGCCCUUCUCGCCACAGCAUCUCGGAGUGGAGGAUGCAGAGUAUCGCCAGGGACUCAGACGAAAGCUCUGAGGACGAGUUCUUCGAUGCCCACGAGGACUUGUCUGACUCGGAGGACAUGUUCCCCAAGGACAUCAGCAAGUGGAACUCCAAUGAUCUCAUGGACAAAAUCGAAAGCCCGGAGUCAGAGGAUAUACAGGAUGGUCUGUAUCAGCAGAGUGCCCCGGGGUUCAGGGUGGCCUCCAGCGUGGAGCAGCUGAACAUCAUAGAGGACGAGGUCAGCCAGCCACUGGCCGUGCCGCCCUCCAAGAUACACGUGCUGCUGCUGGUGCUGCAUGGGGGCACCAUCCUGGACACAGGUGCUGGGGACCCCAACUCCAAGCAGGGCGACACCAACACCAUCGCCACCGUGUUUGACACGGUCAUGCGUGUGCACUACCCCAGCGCCCUGGGCCGCCUUGCCAUCCGCCUGGUGCCCUGCCCGCCUGUCUGCUCUGACGCCUUCGCCCUCGUCUCCAACCUCAGCCCCUACAGCCACGAUGAAGGCUGUCUGUCCAGCAGCCAGGACCACAUCCCCCUGGCUGCCCUGCCCCUGCUGGCCACCUCUUCACCCCAGUACCAGGAGGCGGUUGCCACGGUGAUCCAGCGGGCUAACCUCGCCUACGGGGACUUCAUCAAGUCCCAGGAAGGCAUGACCUUCAGUGGGCAGGUUUGCCUCAUCGGGGACUGCGUUGGGGGCAUCCUGGCCUUUGAUGCCUUGUGCCACAGCAGCCAGGCUGUGUCUGAGAGCCAGAGCAGCAGCCGCCGGGGCAGCGUGGUCAGCGUGCAGGACACUGACCUGCUGUCCCCGGGCGUCCUGGUGAACACGGCACACUGCUCUGGUGCUGGUGGUGGCAGCGGUGGGGGCGGGGGCUCCAGCCUGGAGAGCAGUCGGCACCUGAGCCGUAGCAACAUCGACAUCCCCCGUAGCAACGGCACCGAGGACCCCAAGAGGCAGCUGCCCCGCAAGAGGAGUGACUCAUCCACCUAUGAGCUAGAUACCAUCCAGCAGCACCAGGCCUUCCUGUCCAGCCUUCACGCCAGUGUGCUGAGGACUGAGCCUGGUGCCCGCCGCUCGAGCAGCUCUGCCGUGCUGGAAGGUGCGGGCGCCCUGGGCAGGUUCGACUUUGAGAUCACCGACCUCUUCUUGUUCGGGUGCCCGCUGGGGCUGGUCCUGGCCUUGAGGAAGACCGUCAUCCCUACCCUGGAUGUGUUCCAGCUGCGGCCCGCCUGCCAGCAAGUUUACAACCUGUUCCAUCCCGCGGACCCGUCGGCCUCCCGCCUGGAGCCGCUGCUGGAGCGCCGCUUCCACGCCCUGCCGCCCUUCAGCAUCCCCCGCUACCAGCGCUACCCGCUGGGGGACGGCUGCUCCACGCUGCUGGUCGAGAGCGUGCAGCGACACCCCGAGCUGGUCCUGGAGGGCGGCCCCUUGGCCCCCCUCCCGCCCGGGGACGGCUUCCUGGAGACCAGUAUCCCUGUGCCCACGCCCUCCUGGCAGGACGGCCCCCGCCAGAGCCCGGGCUGUGCUGAGUCAGACGCUCUCCAGACCCACACCACCGUCUUCCAAGAGAUUGCUGCCCCCUCCUCGCCCGGCAGGGCCCUCCCCAGCCGAGGCUUCCGCCGAGCCAGCGAGAUCAGCAUCGCCAGCCAGGUGUCGGGCAUGGCCGAGAGCUACACGGCCUCCAGCAUCGCCCAGAUUGCAGCCAAGUGGUGGGGCCAGAAACGCAUUGACUACGCCCUGUACUGCCCAGAUGCGCUAACGGCCUUCCCCACGGUGGCCCUACCCCACCUCUUCCACGCCAGCUACUGGGAGUCCACCGACGUGGUCUCCUUCCUGCUGAGACAGGUCAUGCGGCACGACAGCUCCAGCGUCUUGGAGCUGGAUGGCAAGGAGGUUUCGGUGUUCACCCCCUCCAAGCCGCGGGAGAAGUGGCAGCGCAAGAGGACCCAUGUGAAGCUGCGGAACGUAACAGCCAAUCACCGGAUCAAUGAUGCAGUGGCCAAUGAGGACGGCCCGCAGGUCCUGACCGGCCGGUUCAUGUACGGGCCCCUGGACAUGGUCACCCUGACUGGGGAGAAGGUGGAUGUACACAUCAUGACACAGCCACCUUCGGGCGAGUGGCUGUACCUGGACACGCUGGUGACCAACAACAGUGGGCGUGUCUCCUACACUCUCCCUGAGACUCACCGCCUGGGUGUGGGUGUCUACCCCAUCAAGAUGGUGGUCAGGGGGGACCACACAUUUGCCGACAGCUACAUCACCGUGCUACCUAAGGGCACGGAGUUCGUGGUCUUCAGCAUUGACGGCUCCUUUGCCGCCAGCGUGUCCAUCAUGGGCAGUGACCCCAAGGUGCGAGCCGGGGCUGUGGACGUGGUACGGCACUGGCAGGACCUGGGCUACCUCAUCAUCUAUGUGACUGGCCGGCCAGACAUGCAGAAGCAAAGGGUGGUAGCCUGGCUGGCCCAGCACAACUUCCCCCACGGAGUGGUGUCCUUCUGUGACGGCCUGGUGCAUGACCCACUUCGGCACAAAGCCAACUUCCUGAAGCUGCUCAUCUCGGAGCUGCAUCUGCGCGUGCAUGCAGCCUACGGCUCCACCAAGGACGUGGCCGUCUACAGCGCCAUCAGCCUGUCCCCCAUGCAAAUCUACAUAGUGGGGCGCCCCACCAAGAAGCUGCAACACCAGUGCCAGUUCAUCACGGAUGGCUACGCGGCCCACCUGGCGCAGCUCAAGUACAACCACCGGGCGCGGCCGGCCCGCAACGCGGCCACGCGCAUGGCGCUCCGCAAGGGCAGCUUCGGCCUGCCGGGCCCGGGGGACUUCCUGCGUUCCCGGAACCACCUGCUCCGCACCAUCUCGGCGCAGCCGGGCGGGGCUGGUCUCCGGCACGAGCGGACGCAGAGCCAGGCGGACGGCGAGCGCGAGCAGCGCGGACAGCGCAGCAUGAGCGUGGCCGCCGGCUGCUGGGGCCGCGGCCCGGCGCCGCCCAGCCAGGAGGCCCAGCUGGGCGCACGGCACUCGCUGGAGAAGGCAGCCUGGGGGCCUGUCCUGGCCCCGGGGACGCUGGCCGCGCGCCCACGGGCCUCCCCGCCAUGCGCCGACCUCACUGGUUUCGCACUGACUUGGGCGCGCGGAGAGCCGGGCGUCUCCCAGGGCGCAGACGCAUGGAUGUGCAUGAACCGCAGAGUUGGUGAUGCAGGCCUGGGCCCUGGGAGGCUGCAGGGCGCAGGGCGCGGCGCAGCAGGCAGCAGGCCCGGUCCUGGGUUCCGCAGCCCGUCGUCAGACCGCCCGCAGGCCCGCAAGGGCCGGAGCCCGAGCGCCCGCCGUCCCAGCGCCCGCCGUCCGCCAAGGCCCCACGCCCGACGCUGCCUGCGUUUCUAA